This is a messenger RNA of Vitrella brassicaformis, 1393 nucleotides long. NCBI's taxonomy places the organism in Eukaryota, Vitrellaceae. The record is from the annotation of a GenBank genome assembly.
GUUCAUUCAUCGACGCGUCCGUCCGUCCAUUGCCCAUGCCGCCAAACACUAAUAGUGAAUUCAUUGUCUGUCUGUCUGUCUGUCUGUCUGUCUGCACAGUGAGAGCCACGAAAAAGGAUGAAAUAAGGAUAAUGGAGAGAGAGAGAGCAAGGUAAGGUAGCGUAGCUAGCCCAGCCGAACGACCAAAAAGACGCCGCCGCACCUUUGUGCUCAAACAUUUGCCAUUCUCCAUCCAUCCAUCAUUGAGCAGCAGUGAGCCGAUCCAAUCCUCCAUGUGGCUACCUACCCUGCCUUUGCCUUAGCCACGAGAGGCUCCUGCUCGGCCAGCCUCGCCCCGGCGGCAGGGAGCCGCUCCUGCUGCACCAGCAACACCAGCCACCGGAACAGCUGCGUCAGCAUCACCGUACUCAACACAGUACCUGUCGUCACACAAUCACACACACACACACAGAGGGAGAGAGAUGGGAAACUCGUAAUUGUAUGGUGCCCACCCACCCACCCCGACAGACACAUACAUACCAGCAAUGAGCAAGAUCAGUCCAGCUGCGUAAGGCGUCUUGUGCUCGAGUACAGUCAUGAUGGGGUAGGGCCAGUGGCCGUUGAUGAUCCACCGGGACAAGAGCGCGACAGAGAGAUACCCCCCGAUGACCACCACAGCCUGUUUGCUGUGCGCAGAGGCCGACGGCAUGUGCACGUGCAGGUCGCGCUUGAGCACAACCAUGUGCGUCAGGAGCACCGCCGUCACACCCGCAUGGCCCCAGUGGUUGUGGAAAGGACGUUCCACCAGAUAAUCCUCUACACAGACACACACACACAGACACACAGACAGAUAGAUUGCCCAAACACAUAGAGAAGACGGCAUAUAUCGCUCACCAGGCGCCACUCCCUUGCCGGCCGUGGCCAAUUGGAUGCCGUAGAAGAGGCAUGUGACGACGGCCUCGAUCGUCAGGGUGAUGACGAACAUGCCGUCACGGGUCUUGCGCAGGGAGGCGGCCCCGAGGGACGCCAGGCACACGCAGUGGUACAAGAGAUGCGCAGUCAUUCCCCAGACUGUCAGAAACGUCCAAGGCCCCAGACCGCCAUCGAGGAUGCCCUUGACGGGCAGGUGAAACCUGUGGGUCAGACGAGCAAGCAACCAUCCAUGAGUGAAUUUCGUGUCUUAUCUCUUAUGUCGUCCGCUUUACGUAAGGAUCUUGACGAACCACCAGAUGUCGAUGGCGAAGACCACCGAGUCGCACACCACGUUGAGCAACAUUCCCAAGGACACGCCUGUCUUCUUGCUUCCCAUGGCCGGAUUUCUGAGCCUUGAUUUGACAAGAUUCAAUAGAUGCGGACCUUCAGUCUUGCGGCACGUACACUCAAUGCUUCCAAACGGCAAAGGAAUCAAAUCGAC